CAUGUCAACAAAUAAAAGCCACAACAGUUGUUUUUAAAACCAUAAUUUCAAAUUGUGUAUGGAGUAAUGAAAAAAAUACAAUGUCGGAAUCAGUAGAAUUACUAUUUUUCGAUACAUUUGCUCACGAUAAUUCAGAGGAAAUUAAUCUAGAUUUGGUGCAAUUCCCUAAACCAGUGUAUGUUGUCGAAGUAAGAAUUAUUCCUCUGGGAGCUAGAGUACAAGCAGAUUUUCCUGGAGGUGUUAGAUUGGGUGCAACAAAUCCCAGUCAAUUCGAUAUUGAAUUUUUCGUGAACGAUUUAGGUAAAACGGGAGCUAGCACGUUCGAAACUUUGGGUGGUUUUAAAUACGAUCAAAAUGGUUGUAUCAACUUGGAUUGCGUUCCAAAUGAUACCGUCAGGAAAAUACCUACUGAUGGACUUGUUCUUAGAGGAUGGUAUACUACUAUAACGCUUGCUGUAUAUGGAACUCUUACUAAGAAUAUAGCUGAACAGAUUAUUCAACCUGUCGUUAAUCCUUCUUUAACGAAUCAAACUAAUGUUAUACAGGAUAAUCAACAAAUUUGUUCUGGUUCACCACUUGAUACUGAGUGGCCUCAAGAUGCCGUUCCUAUCGAUUAUACUGCUCAACAAACUACUCCUUAUCAACAAUUUACUCAACCGGAGCAAUAUGUUCAAGACUUUGAUUACUACCCGGACGUUCCUAAAGAUCCUAGAAGUUACCAUCACACUCCGGAGACCGAAUGGGACAACAAAACUCGUAGAGAAGGAGACCGGGAUCAUUCUAGAGAUCGUUCUGAAAUCGACCGUAAACGUUACACCAGAUCAGAAAGUAAAGAUCGACAAUUACGCGAUUACAGAGAAACUGAAAGAGAACAAGAGGUUAAUUGGCAAGAACACGAACCGGAUUACCGUAUUGAAAGAACGGAAGUCGAAUGGAAUGAUAGGGAAAGAAUACACGAACGUGAUCGACAAUACAAACACGACGAUAAUUAUAGAAGAUCUUAUAAUAGAAACGAAGACAGGGAGGAUAGAAAACGACCUAGAACUCCGCCUAAUCAUUCCCCGAAAAGACCGCAUACACCUCACGUUCAAGAACAUACUGAAAAUCAAGUAGAAGAACCGGCAAACCCCCAACAAGAGGAUAUUGAAAUAAACGAGGCCAACGAGGAUGUAAAAGUUAGCCCGGUGAAGGAAACACCAGUAGAAGAACCCCCACAAUUAGACGUCGAAGAAUUCGAACCAAUAUUAAGCGAUGAAGACAUCCUUGAUGAUCCCGAUCACUAUCAGGAUAUGGAAUUUGAUUAUACCGCUUAUACUAAUACAGACGAUUUAAUCAAAUUAUUCGUACCAGGGGUGAACGAAUUGAUCAGAUAUCCUAAAAAGAGAAAUUUUCUUGUAAAUAAUAACAGUAUCGAUGUAGAAGAAAAUUUUAAAACAAUUAUAAGUAUAGCAGAUGAUUAUUUCAAGUCGAGCAUCACGAAAUACGACAAGGACGUUUUUAAGGAUCUAAACACCGAAAUUAAGGAAGAAUUUGUACAUUUGUGCGAAAAAGUGAUAAACAACAUUGGUAGUUAUCAAAUAUAUGGUGAUAUAGUGAAAUUGUAUGUCGAAACAAUUCAUAUAAGAUCUGAUGAUUUAUCUAAGGAAGAUAAAGAAUUGGUAGAACAAGUUAGGGGAGUAGUUACCACUAUAACGGAUUGGUUGAAGAUUUCCAUCGAUUACGAAUUGGCUAACUUACAAAAACAACCGACUUAUAAGAUUCGACAUCUAAAAAGUGGGGUUAGGUUAGCGGAUUAUUGUUGUACUAGUCGGGAUUUCGUCGAAUUAUUAUUGGGUAGUAAUUUCAACGUACAUCAUCAAUUAAUUAAUUUGUACGAACAAGAAUUCAUGGCGUUAUCCAUAAAAUUGAUGAUACUUAAAGCUUUAGAUACGUAUUUACAUCACGAGUUAGCAAUCGAGAAAUUUUUGUGGGACGAUUCGUUAUUAGGGAAAAAAUCGAUUGGUUACGUCAAAUUAAUCGGUUAUAUACGGAGUAAUCCGUUAGUUAGAUUGAAAUUCGCUUUGAUUUCUAUAAUAAGAAAAUUGAAUUUAUACGAAAUGCUUCGGGAAUUACAUGCAACGGUUAUAAAAUUCCGCGAUAUAACCUACGAAAUAUCUACGACGGAAUUGAAUUUAAUAACGAAAAGUUUAAAUCGAAUUUUAGGUUAUGUUAAUACGGGACCGUUCGUUUUAUCGCAACCUAAACGAUUCUUACCAGUGGCGUCGCAAUUUGAUAUUAUCAAAGAUAAUAACGAUAAUAUUUUAAUUAAUUAUUUUAAAAUGUUCGAUUUAUUGGAAAUAUUUUUGUUAUUAUUGACGCAUUCGACUACUAUGAAUUUACCUUUAAUCAAAACUCCUAUAUACGAGGUGUUAUCGAUAUUUUUAACACGAUCCGAUAGUUUGAAAUAUUUAUACGAUAAUAUCGAAACGACGAACGUUUUAGUGAAAUUUUUCAUAAAAAAUUUAGACGAUUAUGAUAAUAUCGAUCAAAAAUUAGGUUUGAAAAUUUCUUAUAAAUUACGAGGGUUGUACCAUAUCGAUUCGUUGUUAGAUAAAGGUAAACAAUUGAAUUUCGAUUGGGAUCAACCAGAAAUAAUCGAUAAUUUACACGGUUUAUUCUGUCUAACGUUCCAACCGGUCGGUAAAAUAACGUGCGCCGAAUUAUUAGGUAUGGACGAUAAUAUAUUGUGUUUAUUACAAUUUUUCGAUUAUAUUUUUUCGAAAGAUAAACCGGAAAUGAUAUUGAACCGUAUAAAAACCACCCCUUCCGUAGGUUAUAUAAUCGAUUUGAUUUAUAUAGCGGUAACAGUCGUAUCAAACGUACCCCUAUUAGAAAAACAUUCGAAAUUAUUAUUACAUUUAUGUAAUUAUAAUAUGUUAUUCGACGACAACGAAAAUAACAAAAUCACCGAAUUAAAAUAUUAUUUAUUACCUUUCGAAAAUAUAAUUUAUUUAUCGUACGAUAAUAUUUCGAUUUUCGUGGAAACUAUAGUGAAACACAUGGAAAAUUUUCCCCAUAAUCUCGGUCCUAUUAUAACUUCCUUGAGGAUAAUCGAACAUUUAGGUAUUCGUCCUUACGACGAAUUAUACGAAAAUUAUUUAUCAGAUUACGUCGAAUUGAAAUAUAAACACGUGAUAUUGCAAUUGUUUUCGUUGGACGGUACGUCGAUUAUAACGAAAUUUUUACAAAAAAUUUGCGAUUAUUACGAACAACCGAGUUUGCAUUCGUCGAUAAUAGCCGCUAAUCAAGGUUGGAUUAUCGUCAAUUCGAUCAGACCUUCGGUGAUUUUACUAAAACAGAUGUUAUCGUACGUCAUACAAUGUCAAAAUACGAAUUUCAAAGAUUUAACAGCCAUACCGAUACUACUACGAACUUACGAUUUGUUGAAUAAUUUCCCGGUUAGUUCGGCGGUGUAUUUCGACGCGCAACGCGUUAAAAUUAAAAUCGUCGAUACUUUAUUGGUUUAUACUCAACCGGUAUCGGAACGCGUCAACGAAAAGGAUUCGUUAUCGAAAACUUUGUGGACGAAAAUGUGCGGGGAAGUUAUUAAAUACAUAACAUCGUUACCGCAUACGUUUGUAUCGGGACUUUUAAUUUUUUCCGAAUUGUUACCGUUACCAUUACCGUUACAAACUAUCGAGGAUAUUAGCGACGACGAAAUAUCGUGGAUAAUGAAUUUGAGGAAAUUGUGGUCGGCGCAUUUACAUCCUCACACUACUAUAAUACAAGAUACAGUUAAUAUACUGUGUAUUUCGACGCAAACUCAAUUAUUGAAUCUACUGAGACGUAUUUGCGUACAAAUAGCGGAUUUGGCGGCUAAUUCGGCGGUUAUGAUAGCUAGGGGAGUGUUGGAUAAUGUAUACGACGCCGUAGUACCGAAAGAAAACGCCAAAAUAUCACCGUGCAAUUCUCAUAUAGCGAGAUUAUUGAAUUUUUUAGCGUGUUUAGUGACUCAGAACACUAUAAAAUGUGCCGUAUUGCAUCUGUUACAUUCUAAUAGUACGGUAACUUCGAAAACCGAAGAAAGAUACGUUAAUUUAAUACCGGCCUUCGGGGAAAUAUUGAAAAUUAUUAAUACCAGUAAUAGUCACGUACAAGCUCAAGAAUGUAUAUUGAGUAUAUUGCAGAGUUUUUGCGAUACGGAAAUAACUCUAACUCAAACCGGUAGUACUAGCAAAGACGGUUAUUUAGCUAAUUCUAUGCCUACAAAAGAACAUCUAUUGAUGUAUAUUAACAUGAUGGGUGAACAUCUUAUCAACGAAAAUUCCUUCGUCACUUAUUUACCUAUUGUUAGAACUUUGUUGUUGCUAACCGAACACGAUUACGGUUUUUUGCACCUUAAAGAUAAUCUACUCAAAAAAAACGAUCUUUUCCUACCGGUUUUAAAUAAAUUGGCCGAUAAUUUUUCCAAAGAUAAUAGAGAAUGUUUGUCUACAUUGAAUACGUCAGUGGAAUUUUUGAGGGUGUGCGUUAACGUCGAAGAAGAAUCUGACGGUAAUUUACCGUAUUCUCCAAGGAAAAUUAAACUUUCUUCGGAGGAAUUGAGGAAUAUUGUCGGAUGGAGAAGCGGCGAAGAUAACGAGCAACAUCCGUUGAAGAAAUGCGAAAAAAUUUUAAAGGAAACCGUGGAGGAAAACAAAACCUACGAAAGUUUCCUAGAGGGUUUAACGGCUUUAUUAAAACUACUCCAAGACGGUGUCGAUGCUAAUAAAGAAUCGAAUCCGAUUGUGGAAACUAAUUUACCAGCACCAGAAAGUCUGUUGGUGCAAUUUUCUAAACGAUUGGUAUUUAGUUCUUCCGACGCUUGCGACGAAAGACUCACUAGUACUUAUUGGUUAGGUUUGCCGACAGAUGAAGGAGAAAACGAUUCGGAACAUGUAAAUUGUGAUCUAAUUGAAGUUUGUCGACAAAAUUUAAGACCAGACUUCAACAUCAUAAAAGAAAUUGAAAAAUUAUGUAGGAUAUCGAGAAAUGACAAUUUGGACGAUAAAAAGAGAAUGGAAGACGUAAAUUUAAAAUUAAAAAAACCGUUCGUAACACCAAUGAGAGCUAGAGGAUUCGCUCGCAGCGUGCCCCAAAGACCAGAUUUGUUUAGAUCUCGUCCUCCAAAUACAUCUCGACCGCCAUCAUUACACGUAGACGAUUUUGUCGCUUUGGAAACUUGCGGGGCACAACCAACCGGUCCUACUGGAUAUAAUAAAUUGAGUAGAGAAGUUCUAGCUUCUACGAGAAUAGCUAGAGGUACGAGGGGUAGGGCUUUUGUGACAUCGGAGAGAUCGAUGCAGUACAGACAAAUGCCUUGGUGGGGAGCUGGAUUAGGAAGAGGACCGUAUUAAAUACUAUUUUUCGUGUAUUUCUUUUAAUAAAAUUAAGAUUUAGAUCUAUGUAUUACAAUUAUUGUAAAUAAAGAUAAAAAUCCGAUGAAAAUUAAACCAAA
Messenger RNA from Diorhabda sublineata, 5476 nucleotides. It is a transcript of the gene vir, whose product is annotated as protein virilizer. Gene Ontology annotation, cellular component: RNA N6-methyladenosine methyltransferase complex. NCBI's taxonomy places the organism in Eukaryota, Metazoa, Arthropoda, Insecta, Coleoptera, Chrysomelidae. The transcript is spliced from 8 exons. Bases 81 to 5375 code for a protein of 1764 amino acids. The record is from RefSeq and is a predicted model, not a curated record. Gene Ontology annotation, molecular function: RNA binding.